AUGCAUUCAGCCUCGUACCUGGUAUCAGUACUGGCAGCCGUUACAUCUGUAACCAGCCAGCAUGUUCAUUUUGAUAUCCCGGAGGUUGAGGGCUUCGUCGCUUCUCAGCUUGAACGUUUCGGGCAGUGGACACACUACCCAGGCCCAUCACCGACAUACUGGCACCACCCGUCGCCGAGCCCGACAAAGCCUGCUCCAUCACCCACGAACACUUGUGACUAUUGGCUAGAAGACAUAAAACACCAAGGUAUCGCCGCCUUCAACCCCGAUCCGAGUGGCUAUCAGGUGUUCAGGAAUGUCAAGGACUUUGGUGCAAAAGGAGAUGGAGUCACAGACGACACUGCUGCGAUCAACAAUGCCAUAUCAAGUGGUGGCAGACUCGGACCAGCACAAGGAGGCUCAACGACGGUCACACCAGCCAUUGUAUACUUCCCCCAGGGUGUAUAUAUGAUCAACGCAAGCAUCAUCGACUACUAUUAUACCCAGAUCAUAGGCAAUCCGAACUGCCUCCCAACCAUUCGUGCCUUUGCUACAUUUACUGGCGGCCUUGGACUCAUCGACGGCGACCAGUAUGGUGCCAAUGGUCUUGGCUUUGGUGCUACCAAUGUGUUCUGGCGCCAGAUCAGAAAUUUUAUCAUUGACAUGACAUUGAUCCCCGGGUCAAGUGCGGUUACAGGCAUACACUGGCCGACAGCACAAGCGACCAGCCUGCAGAACAUCGUGUUCCAGAUGAAUAGUGAUGUUGGGACACAGCAUCAGGGCAUCUUCAUCGAAUCAGGCUCGGGAGGCUUCAUGAACGAUCUCAUCUUUUACGGUGGUCUCAAUGGCGCGACCUUUGGCAAUCAGCAGUUCACAAUGCGCAAUCUGACAUUUUAUAAUGCCGUGACCGCCAUCAACCAAAUCUGGGACUGGACAUGGCUGUACCAGAACAUCAACAUCUACAACUGCUCUGUGGGUUUGAACAUGAGCUCUGGUGGGAGCACUGCACAGUCCGUGGGCUCUGUCACUUUGAUCGACAGCAGCAUCAGCAACACCCAAGUUGGCAUACUGUCCGCCCAUGGACCUAAUUCACAGCCACCGACUGCGGGUUCACUAGUGCUAGAGAACGUCGUGUUCAAUAACGUGGGCACCGUGCUGAUCGACAACUUCCCCAACAAUAACACAGCUAUCGCAGGUGGCAGUCUCACCGUCUCCGGAUACGCACAAGGCCAUGCCUACACACCUAACGGCCCAAACAACAUCCAGGGUACCAUCACCCCAGACCCUCGUCCCCAGUCGUUGUUGCAAGGCAAUGGCAAAUACUACGAGCGCUCGAAGCCCCAGUACGAGAAAUACAGCGUCAAUCAAAUCCUGUCUGCUCGCAGCUUUGGCGCCACUGGCAACGGCCACACCGAUGAUACCGCAGCGCUCCAGCUUGCCAUAUCUGCCGCCAAGUUCCAGGGCAAGGUCCUGUUCGUCGACCAAGGCGACUACUUGGUGACGAGCACGAUUUACAUUCCAGCUGGUUCCAAAAUUGUCGGAGAGAGCUACAGUGUGAUCUUAUCUCACGGACCCUUCUUCAACAAUAUCAACCUCCCACAGCCUGUCGUCCGGAUCGGCCUACCCGGUGAAAGCGGCUCAAUCGAAUGGAGCGACAUGAUCGUCUCGACACAAGGUCAGCAGCGAGGCGCCGUCUUGUUCGAAUACAACCUCAAUUCACCCUCCAGCUCCCCUUCAGGACUCUGGGACGUCCAUGCUCGCGUUGGUGGAUUUGCGGGCUCGAAUUUGCAGUUCGCACAGUGUCCUACUACACCUGAUGUUAAUGUUACGUCUACGAACCUCAACCAGAAUUGCAUUGCUGCUUUCAUGACGAUGCACCUCACCAAGCAGUCUGCUGGCUUGUACCUUGAGAAUGUUUGGUAUGACAUCUUUGGUUCAAUGCAACUACUGUCAAGCUAUGCUAAUAGAUUGAUAGAAGAGUCCAGAAUAAGAAGACAUGGGAUCACACCCCAAGGGCUUUGGGUAGCGGACCAUGAUGUCGAAGACCCGCAACUACGGCAAAUCACCAUAUACGCUGGCCGAGGCUUGCUGGACGAGAGCUCCGGUGGCAAUAUCUGGAUGGUCGGCACGGCGGUGGAGCAUCACACACUGUACCAAUACCAGUUCGCCAACACCCAGAACCUGUUUGCUGGCGUGAUCCAGACAGAAACACCCUACUACCAACCCAACCCCAGCGCGCCCAUCCCCUGGCCCUACGUCGCCAGCCUAAACGACCCGCGAUUUCCGAACCCAACAGCCACAGACGGCAACCUCACCAUCCCCAACGCAGACGCCUGGGGCCUCCGCAUCGUCAACAGCAAAGCUCUGAAUUUCUACGGAGCCGGUCUCUACAGUUUCUUCGACAACUACAGCACCACGUGCAGUAACCAGGGCAACGGUGAAGUAUGCCAGAAUCGGAUCUUUGAGGUCGUCAAGUCUAGUGGUGUUGAUGUGUAUAAUCUGAAUACUGUGGGCACGCAUUAUAUGAUUGAGGCGGAUGGGAAGAAUGUUGCGUACUAUGGGGAUAAUCUGGAUGGGUUUGUGGACACGAUUGUUUUGUAUAGGGAUUAG
Molecule: messenger RNA, 2589 nt
Organism: Recurvomyces mirabilis
Lineage: Eukaryota; Fungi; Ascomycota; Dothideomycetes; Mycosphaerellales; Teratosphaeriaceae
Exons: 7
Coding region: 1-2589 (862 amino acids)
Molecular function (GO): polygalacturonase activity
Source: RefSeq, a predicted model, not a curated record